Molecule: messenger RNA, 3654 nt
Organism: Diachasmimorpha longicaudata
Lineage: Eukaryota; Metazoa; Arthropoda; Insecta; Hymenoptera; Braconidae
Product: ADAMTS-like protein 4
Exons: 16
Coding region: 863-3520 (885 amino acids)
Biological process (GO): proteolysis; extracellular matrix organization
Cellular component (GO): extracellular matrix
Molecular function (GO): metalloendopeptidase activity
Source: RefSeq, a predicted model, not a curated record
UAUCAUUCUCGUUGCGGUAGCCUUCGAGGACGGUACACGCUCCACGCAUCCUCACUCUUCUGGCGCUUUUCCUCGCGUGCGCUUCUCUUUUACCACCACCUCCCUUAUUUACCCACGUUCGUUCUACGUUUAGCACGUGCCACCAUUGCCGCUCUUGUUUAUUAAACCACGGCAUCUGGUUCGAGAAAUUGUUCAACGAAAAUAUUUAAAUAAUAACAGCGGAUCUCCUUAAAAAAUAUCCUUAUCUCUUUAAAUCCGAAGCCGAAUAAAAAAGAACCAGACCUGAGGUUCAGAAAAAACUGCGAAACUGGAGAUGAAUGAAAAAUUUCGUAAAACCACUAAAAAAACAACACGAUUCAACAACAUUUUCAUGUAAUAGAAAGUGAAAGAAAUUCCGAGAAUCAAUCAAGAACUUUUCAGUGAAUUUUCCCAGUUGUUCAUGCUCCGCUCAAUCCUUUAUUUAUGAUUUAUAAAAAAAAAGUGACGUGAACUGACAGAUGAAGAAAUUGUGAUCGCGGAAAUAAUUGUAUCAUCGGCUUUCACGUCAAUGGGUGACACUCGCGAUUUCUCCCGUGCAUCCCAUAUAUUCAAUUCACUCGGGUUUGUUCAGCUUCUUGAAUGCCCGAUUUAUUAUAACUAAACCAGUGUAUCCACAACGUUCCACUUCCUGGGGGGAAGGGGACAAUUUUUCCUCGGUUAAACGUGAAAUGCGAUCAGUGUUGUCAUUGAAUCUUAAGCUGUGAGUUUAAUGUGAAGUGAAGAUAGAUGAUUCUAUCGAGUUGAGAAAAUACUGGGGGACGUUUUAUCAUGGGAACAGCCUCUGGGUAGCUCUGAUAUCGCGCGAGUGAGACGUAGAGCGGCCAUGGAAUCACCAGGAGAUCCACGAUGCGAUUUAUCACAGCGUCAAGCUGAGAAGUACAGCUCCAGCUCCAUCAGCCGGAAGUUACGAUGUGGUAUACCACCGUGUGGAUUCAACAGUGGCUCGAGAUGCAUUGUGAUACUGAUGAUGCUGUCUGCAGCAUCACUAGUUGACUCCUACAUACCGGAAAAGUAUCCAAUUCAGGUAUACCACAUGCUCCAGGAGCGAUCUCAAUACGGAAUCGGUCGUGACAAUAGAGUAAGAGGAAGCUGGGGCCCCUGGAGCUCCUGGAGUGAGUGUUCAAGGCCCUGUGGAACUGGUGUUCAAUCGCAAGCCCGUCAGUGCAGCCUGCCACGGGCCCUGAGAAAGAGGAGUUUAGUAAACGAUGUUAACGCAACUAGUCCAAAGCCGAUUUGCAUUGGCACAUACAAGAGGUAUCAUGUCUGCAACACUCACGAGUGUCCGAAUUACUCGGAGGAUCCGCGGACCGAGCAAUGCGCUAAGUAUAAUGAUAGGAUUUACAAAGGGAAAACCUACAAUUGGGUGCCCUUUUUAAAUGCACCAAAUCCAUGUGCGCUAAACUGCCGUGCAAUGAAUCAACGAUUUUAUGCGACCCUGGAGCCAGAAGUGGUCGACGGUACACCAUGCGAUGGUCCCAAUCUGAGUGGUCGAAGUACGGGUCUAGUCAUGGACCGAACUGAGCAAUGGUUGUGCGUCGCUGGACAAUGCAGGCCAGUGGGAUGCGAUGGAGUGGUUGGAUCCGGUGCUAUUAAGGACACCUGCGGUGUGUGCGGCGGCCAGGGUAGAGGCUGCAAGUUAUUUGAGGGAAUUUUUAUGGAGCCUAUCCUUCCGAAAGGCCAUCAGCCUGUCACUACGAUACCCCGGGGUGCUAUGUCACUCAAUAUCUCCGAGUUACGAUAUACUGGAAAUUUUUUAGCUUUGAGGGCUGAGAAUGGAAGUUACAUAAUUAAUGGCCCGGAUUCAGUGAGUCCGAGUGGUAUUUAUAAAAUAGCAGGGACGAUUUUGAAGUAUCAAAGGGGUGAUAAGAAGCGUAUGGAGAGUAUAGCGGCAACAGGACCGCUCAAUGAGUCCCUCAACAUUGAAAUUUUGUAUCACGAAGUGAAUCCGGGUGUAUUGUAUAAGUAUAUGCUACCGGCGCCAGAGGAAAUACCUGAGGAUAAUGCCAUCAUCGCUCCGCCUCUUUAUGCACCAGGUUCUGUUGUAAACGAAAUUCCCCAUUCGAAUUUGGGAAUGGCUUCUCCGAAUCCAGUCACUCGGGAGAGACAGCCGGAGGCAUCGCUAACGAGAAAUCAGGUAAAAGAACAGAGCGAGGAGCAUACAAAUGAAGAAAUGAAAUUUUCACCGACAACAGUGAUGGCGGGUGAUGAACCAACUAUUAAUUCAUCUUCGAAGAAGAAGAAGAACAGAAAGAAAAAAAAAUGGAAAUUCGCCUGGAGAAUUAUGGGACUUUCACCUUGUACCAAAUCCUGCGGCGGAGGUAUGCAAAAUGGAAUAAUCAAGUGUAUCAGGCUGGAUAACGAUAUGGUGGUGCCCGAUCGUAGGUGUAGAAAAUUUGAAAAGCCUGAUGCACCGUUAUCGGUCCAGUGCAACGAGCGUCCUUGUCCAGCCCGUUGGCGAGCCGAAGUUUGGUCCGAGUGUUCCGUCACCUGUGGCACGGGUGUGAAAACACGGCGCCUCGAGUGUGUUCAAGAUUUGAAUUCUAAAUUGACAAUGCGUGUUGCUGCAGGCGCUUGUCCCCAACCACCGGACUUGGGCACUGUCAGCUCUUGUGCAGGCCCACCCUGUCCGAGUCUGGAAGUUCGCCAGAUGAGUGGGACACAGCGUGAUACAACACCGAGGUGGCAUGUCGGCGUGUGGGGAGCAUGUUCGUCAACAUGUGGAAAAGGGAUCAGAAGGCGUACGGUCACUUGCAUCACAGCAGGUGAACCCUGUGUCCAGUCCGCAAAGCCCGUCGAUGAGCGACUCUGCGAGGGUCAAUGCAAUUCAACAUCAGUCUGGCUGUAUUCUGAGUGGUCGUCAAAGUGCACAGCUGAAUGCGGCCGUGAGGUGGAGACAAGGAGGGCUGCAUGUAGCGAUGUCAAUGAAACAUUUUGUGAUGCGAGAAAAAGGUCAAUUACGGAGAGGCAAUGCUACAAUGUAACGAAAUCAUGUCAGGAGCCGAAAUGGUUCACUGGUCCUUGGUCAGCGUGUUCGGUUCUGUGUGGCGAGGGUAUCGCCCAUCGCGAUGUCAUUUGCAUCGACAACUCGUCAGGUGAAUCAAAAAUACUGUCUGAGAGUAAUUGCACAACACCGAGGCCGCACGCCGAGCAGGUCUGCCACAUGUCAGCCUGUACACCUGAGUGGUACAUGUCAGACUGGAGUGAGUGCUCGACUACUUGUAAUGGGGGUAUGCAGACGAGAGUUGUGCGGUGUAUUGCGGAGGGUUUCGAAUCGAUGGGAUGCGAGGUCAGAAACAAACCGGUGGACCAGAGGAUUUGUAACACGCAACCGUGCAGAAAGGACUUGUCUCAUAGAAUUCCGAAGAAAGCCCAUUCUGUCGACGGAUGCACUGAUAAAUACCCCAACUGCGAAUUAGUAGUAAAGACAGGCUUAUGUCGAAUAAAAUACUACAAACACUCGUGUUGUGGUUGUCGCCAUUAAUCUCAAUCAAAAGGAAAAUGUAAAUUGAAAUAACAAUUGUAAUUGAAAGUCUGACCCUAUCGUAGCCUAACGAGAUUUUUGUAAAGGAAAAAUGUAAAAGUAUUUUUACUAAUUUAAAGAAACUAUUGAAUGAA